AUGUUCAUUCAUACAACAGCUUUUUUCACGAUAUUGUCGUUGGCCCUCGGUGCUCCCAGUCUUAAAGGCUCGGACAGUCGCCAACAACGCUGUGUGAUUCCAUCUUCCCAUAGCACAGCCGAUGACUCUGGAACCAUUGCCAGAACUUUUGCACGAUGCUCAUCCAACUCAGUAGUUGUCUUCCAGGAAGGUGUUGAUUAUAAUGUCUUCCAACCCAUUAGUGCAACCAAUCUGAGCAAUGUUGAGAUCCACAUGAAUGGAAAUCUACAUCUGCCUCAAAACAUCACCGCAGUUCAGAAAAUCGUGAAUGGAACCAGCGGGACACUUUAUUCAAAUGGACAAUAUUGGUUUACCUUCUCCGGUCCGCACAUUGACUAUGUCGGGUCGUCAGAUAUCAACAACGGCUGGAUCGACUCGUACGGACAGGCGUGGUGGGAUGCAAAUCCCGUGAACGGCACCGGCAUAGACGAUCGUCCGCAUCUGAUGAGCUUCGAGACUACGCACGGCUCACUCAAGUACUUCAAGUCUCGGAAACCCAUUGCGUGGAAUGUGCAACUGAAAGGAGACGAUAUCGAUGUCAGUCACGCAUUCAUCGAUGCCGAGUCCACCGGCUCGUUCCCUUUUAACACGGACGGUUUCGACGUGACAGCAACCAACGCCCGGAUCACCGAUAGUGUGAUUUAUAACGGCGAUGAUGCUAUCGCCGUGCAGUCCGGUUCACACAACGUGAUCUUCGAGAGGAAUACGAUCGGGUACCAGAGCCACGGCAUGAGCAUCGGCUCACUGGGCGAGGAUCAAUCAGAAUACGCCAAUGUUUCCAACAUUCACUUCGAAGAUGUCACCGUCAUAGACGCGGUUUAUGCGUCCCGGUUCAAGUCGUGGAUGGGCGGACAGGGCAUCGCUAAAAACAUCACUUGGAAGAACAUCCGUGUUUACAACGUCACCUUCCCCAUUUUCGUAACGCAAAGCUAUACCAACCAGGGCUCUUCAGAGACGCAGCUUGGCAAUGGAGUGACGACUGGUCGGGUGAAUAAUGCGUCUGUCAUCAUGGAGGACUUCGCCUGGUCGGACUUUACGGGGACUGUAAACACCUGGAGGCCUGGUGACGGUUCGUGCGUGUCGGAUCCCUGCUGGUAUGAUGAUGGUCUGCCAAACCUCAAGCAUACCGAGGCCGCUAUCAUUGAAUGCAACACCAAGUCUUCUUGCAGGAAUUUUGAACUACGAAAUAUCCAGAUCAUCCCUCAGAACAUGGAGCCGCCCACGGUGAUCUGCAUCAAUGCAACAGCCCGGUUGAACCCGCACCUUGGUUUUGACUGCCGCAAUGGCACCUUUUCUCCUGUCUCUUCAUAG
Penicillium cinerascens is the source of this 1350-nucleotide messenger RNA. It is a transcript of the gene pgxC, whose product is annotated as putative extracellular exo-polygalacturonase. The transcript has a single exon. Bases 1 to 1350 code for a protein of 449 amino acids. NCBI's taxonomy places the organism in Eukaryota, Fungi, Ascomycota, Eurotiomycetes, Eurotiales, Aspergillaceae. Gene Ontology annotation, molecular function: polygalacturonase activity. The record is from RefSeq and is a predicted model, not a curated record. Gene Ontology annotation, biological process: carbohydrate metabolic process.